Molecule: messenger RNA, 6463 nt
Organism: Cinara cedri
Lineage: Eukaryota; Metazoa; Arthropoda; Insecta; Hemiptera; Aphididae
Source: the annotation of a GenBank genome assembly
AUGCAAUCAAACGUAGCUGAAACCUUUAGGAAUGGUACCGCACUAGUCACCGGAUGUACGGGAGUUUUAGGAAAACUACUAACAGAAAAAUUACUGAGAUCAUGUCCUGUUAAAACUAUUGCAAUUAUUGUGAGGAACAAGAAAGAAUUUACUGCGGAACAAAGAGCUGAAAACAUCUAUAAAGAAACUGUGAGUAAUUACUUUAAAGUGUGAGAUUAGGGUUUGCGGAUAAUUAUAAAUGAAUAAAUAUAUUUAAUAAAUUAAAAUUUACAGAACUCUCUUAAAACAUAAUAAUACAACAUUCGAAUAGUUGAAAAUCAUACUCAACCCUUUCGAAUUCAAUAAAAAAUCUUAAAUUAGUUAUGCUACAAUUUUGAUCGACCGGUACAAUAUAUUUUAGAAUUUUUAUCCUAACAUUUUUACAAUAAUAUUGAUUUUCUCAUAAUUUUACCAGGUAAACGUUUCCUCAGGUCCACCUCUUAGUCUAAAAUACAAAAUUAAAUAAACAUUUUCCGAUUUUUAUGCGGGUGUUCGUGCAUUCAAAGAUUUAAUGAAAUGUAUGACAUUUUGUUCAACAAACAUUUCCAUAAAUUAUUAUCUUAUUCUUAUAGUAAUCUAUACAGUAAUAAAAAUAAUAAUAAUAAAACGCUUAACUGAAUAAAAUGAUUCAAUAAAGUUCAAAUACUAUUUAUAUUUUUAAGAUAUUUGACUGUCUAAGGGAAAAAAAACCUAAUUUUAUGAACCACAUCAAAGUUAUCGAUGGAUAUUUAGAGGGUCCGGAUCUUGGAAUAUCGUCAACUGAUCGUGAAUGGAUAAUUGAAAAUGUGAAUUUCGUUUUUCACUGUGCAGCUACAGUAAGAUUUAACGAGCCUCUUGAGAAGGCGAUAAAAAUAAACAUUCAAGGUACAGAAAAACUAUUGGCAUUAGCAACUGAAAUAAAAAAUAUUAAGGUAAGGAGUUCAUAAAUUAUGAAUGUCUAUACUUUAUAAUCUAGACUUUUCAAACAAAAUUUCUCAAAAUAAAAUUAGGUUAAGUUAGAUUAGGUUAGAUGGGCGUGUCAUUCUGAAGCUUAUAAAGCAUUAUUUUGUAAUUAUGAAUAGUUAGAUAGAAAAAAAACCCACAAUAUUAUGGAGAACAAAUUUAAAAAGAAUGACUCUAUAUCUUACAUUAUUAUGGAGUGAUAUGAUGAAGAGAAGUAGUAGAAUUUCAAUUCAAUUACAAAAUAAACUUUUUGAUAGAUUUGAACCUGUCAAAUUUCUGAAAUUGUUGAAGAAUUUUGUGUCAAGUUUUAUGACAAUAAAAUCGCACAACUAAUUCAACAAAUUCAAAAUAUUUAUAAGACAUAUUAGAAUGAAUAUAAAAAAGAGGUCCUAGAAUAAUGAGGUCAGGUGCAGCCACUGGUAUAGGUAAUUUAAUGUAUAUCUGUAAGUAAACGAGAAACCAUUGUUAGCGAAAAAACGAUUCUAAGCGCAAUUCAGUUGAUAGUGAUGCUUUGUCAAUAAUACAUAUGCCAUAUUAUGGUAAAAAUAGACAUUAUAUAUUAACUUUAAUAAUAUUUGUUUAAUAUUGUACCGAUUUUUCCGUUUUUUUUAGUUUUCCCAUGUGUUUCCUAGUUUUUCGUAUUUAAUGUAAAAACUCUUGGAAAAAUCGAAAAAUAAUCUCUCUGAAGUACCUCUCCAGUCAGAUUUCCUGUAAGAAAAAGUGCUAUCAUUGCAAUUCGGAGCAAAAUUACUGAUAGAAAAGUUGUCUACAGAAAAAAAAAUCGUAAUAUUUCACUAAUACAUUUUCUCGUUUUUUCUCCGUUUUUCACGAUUUUUCCCAUUUAUCGGAAAAACUCCUUGAAAAAUCAAAAAAUGACCUCCUCAAGUUAUCAUGGAGAUAGUUUCCAGAAUUUCAGAAAAUAAGCUAUACUUGAUACAUUGGAGCAAGAUUUUUGGUAGAAAAGUUUGCACAACAAAUCGAGGAGUAUUUUACAAUUAAAAUAGUUCGAGAACAAGGGAUGAUUUGGGUUUCUAGGUACACUCAAAAUUAAUUUAUUUUUCCUUGUUUAGAUAAAAAGAAAAAAUGAAGGUUCGAACUCGUGAACCCUUGGAUGAUAAUAGCUAUGUAUAACCAUAAAGCUACAACAAACAUACUUUAGAGAAGACAAUAUUUAGUUAUUUAACAUAACAUAUAAUAUAAUAAAAAACUUAAAAAUGGCAAAAAUGUUUCAAAAGUUUGACCAUGUCUAGAAAAAGCAAAUAUAAGUUUUCUGUCCGAAAUUCAAGUUUCUACAAAUAUUUUUAACUGAAUUACAACAAAUAACAAUAUUGAAAAAUAAUAAAAGCAUUAUUUUUGUAAAUUUCCCGUGUUUCUCACGUUUUAUCCUGGUUUUUCUCAGAUAUUAUGAAAACCGCUUGGAAAAUCAAAAAAAUGACCACCCAAAAGUACCAUCUGGAAAACAUUUACUUUCAGAAAUGAUGCCACGUGUUUAUAUCUGAGAUAUAAACAUAGAUUUUUGGUAGAAUUCUAUGAAGAUUUAUGGUAGAAUUUUUGUACACUGUAUAUAAAAAAAAAAUAAUAAUAAAUAAAACCAAUAUAUUCUCCGCUACAUUCAGAAUCUAAAAAUAAGAAAAACAAUUAUUAUCCUGAUGAUAGCAAUAGUAAUUUAAUAGAAAUUGUGUAUAAAAGAAAAGACAAAAUGAGAAUUAAAUCCCAUUAUAUAAUUAUCGAUACAUUUGUUUUAGAACUAGAAAAAAAAAUUUCUGUACAAAAUUAUAUUUCUAUACAUUUUGAUUUAUUGCUGAAUUAAGUUAUCCGCUAAAGCAGAUAGUAAAGUCAAAAAAGGCCAAUGAACAAAACAAAAUAAACAAAAAUGUAAUAAUGCUAUUUUUUUGAAGUUUAAGUUGUAAAGGGGCCCACUUAGAGACGAACCGGACGUGGGUCGUGGGAGGGGGGGGGGGUAAAAUACCCACUCUCCUACUUAUAUAUAACUUUUCCAUCUAAAUUUCAAAUUUUUACAAAUAUUUUUAACUCUAUGACAACAAAAAAACAAAAUGGAAAAUAAUAAAAUUAUUUUUUUCGUAAAUUUUCCCGUUUUAUCGCAAUUUUCCAGAUUAUUAUGAAAACUGCUUGUAAAAUCAAAAAAAGAACUUCUUAAAGUACCAUCCAGAUAAAAUGUUCCUUCAAUAAAGUUGCUACACUUAAUAUAUCAGAGCAAUAGUUUACAGGUGUAAAAAAAAUUCAACCAUUUAUGUAUCUUAAUACGCAUAAUGUUGCAGGGUUUUGUGCACGUGUCAACUGCUUAUUCUAAUUUUUAUUUGGACGAAAUAAAAGAACAAUUCUAUCCUGUUCCAAUCACAGCUAAAGAUCUAUAUGAUCUACUGGAUAUUGAAGACUCAUCGAUCAAGUAUAGUUAUUAUAUAAUCAUUAUAAUUAUUAUAAUCUUUUUUGUUUUAUAGUAUUUAUUUCAUUAUUUACAUGCAAAUAGAAAUAAUAGCAUUUUAAGACGUUGUUCUAAUACGUAUUAUUUCACAAAAGCAAUUACAGAAAAUUUAAUAUCAACCAAUGACAACCGCUUGCCAAUUUCAAUAUUUCGUCCGUCGAUUAGUAAGUAUAAAGUGUUGAGCGUGUCGUUCACACGAACAUAAACAUUCAUUUUUAUUAAUUCAUUGGAAGUAUAAGUUUUUUUUUAAUAUCACCUGUUAGGUGAUAUUAAUUCUCCUAAUUUACUUUCUCAAAUACACCUUAACUUUAAAGUUUCUUUCCGUCUCACACGUUCUUCCGUCAUAUUCAACAUUCCUUUCUGGAUAACUCCCCACGUAUCCAUUGGCCUUAUUAGGUAAAUUCCUCCUGGUUACAGAAACAAUACAAUAUGUGGUUUCCAUUAAAAUGUGUAGAUAAUAAAAAAUAUAAUGAGAUACAAAUAAAACGACUAAAAACCUUUUUUUCAUAAAUAAUGUAAUAUAAUUGAAAAUACCAGAGUAUAAUAAUUAUGUUAUACUCAUAUUAUACCCACAUUAAUGUUUAUUAAAAAAUUCAAACAAUAACCGUGUUUCAGUUGGAUGCACACAAUCGGAACCUUUUUCCGGUUGGGUAAAGAAUCUAAACGCAGCAACCGGUGUAAUCGUUAGCCACAUCAUUGGAAUGACAACGUUUCCAAUGAACAAUAGUACAUAUAGGAUUGACAUAAUUCCAAUAGAUUACACUGUAAAUGCGUUAAUAAGCGUUAUGUGGGACACGGUUCAAAGGUAGAAUAAUAAAUAUAAUACAAUUUGAUACUAAAUGGAUAUUGAUCCAUUUAGUAUGAUAAAUUAUUAUAUUAUUCAAUUUUUAUUUAUCAUAAAUGUAAUUUUAUUAAUUUUCAGAUGCCAAGAUUCGAGUCAAAAGUAUACAGAACCAAAAAUAUUUAAUUUCGUCUCUGGCGUUGAGAGCCCGUUAACAUAUGCCGAUUUUUUUAAUAACAUUUUUAAUUCUUAUCGUGAAGCUCCUCCUUUAAGCGCCGUAUGGUAUUACUUAUGUAUAUUUACUACAAAUCCGCUGACUAUUAAAGUUUUGAGAUUUUUAUUGCACACGGUACCUAACGCGUUCAUGGAUUUAUAUUUACUUGCGAUCGGCAAAAAGCCAAAGUAGGUGAUCUUUAUCUUAUCUAAUGUUUCUUUUAGUAUACAAACUAUUUGUAUUGUUCAAAUGUAUUUCAAACAUAAUGCCUAUGUCAGUAAUGUAAAAGAACCGUCGGGAAAUCGAAUAAAAUGUUUAUUAUUAAUAAACAAUUGUUGACUAUAUGAAGUACAUAUUAUAUAAUAUUCGUUUUAUAAGAAUAAAUGCGUGGGUAGAGAACGUAUUGGUACUUGCUCCAAUCAUCAACUACAGGUGAUUGUUAUCUAGUAAGCGCAUUCAAGAGGUAAUUUUUGAUUUUCCUUUAAGUUUUUUUAAUAAUUGAGUAAAGCGUAGGAAAAACGGGAAAAUGAGCUCUACAACGUUUUCCGUUAUUUUCGAUUUUGUAUUUUUGUUGUAAUUUAGUUCAAAAAAAAUAAUAACUCGAUUAUCUAUAUUAUCUAUUAUCAAAUUAUGCAACGAACGGUGAUUUAUUUAUAAAUGUAUGCAUGGUUCUUUGGGUUAGAAAAGAUUAAAAGAUUAAAAAUAUGAUUUUUAUUAUUUAAAUUCUUUUUAAACAAUCACUGUUGCCAUGGAAACAUACAUUGUAGUAAUCAUUUUAUCAUAAUAUGAUAUAUAUAUUUUAAUAUUUUAUUUAUAUCACCAGAGUAACCAAUCGUCAUAAAUAAUUAGAUUUUCGUAUCUAAAACACCAAUAAUCCCGUGUUAACCACUUUUUAGGGGAAUAAUUUUUCAAUUCGAACCAGUAGUUCCUUCCCAGAUGGUUUAUUCUAUUGUUCCGUUUCAAUGAUAUUUGUUUUUAUACGGGUUUAUAAUAAAUUACAAUUGUAUAUGCGUUGUAUUUACCUUAUCUAUAAUCGCAUUUGUUUGCAUUAUCACCUUUAUUUUCAAACAUAUUUAUAUUGCAUAAUAUAUAAUAAUGCGCAAUCCUACACGAACACAUCAGAUAAUAAUAAUCGAUUUACAUAUUUUUAUAUUCUUUUAGAAUACUAAAAAUGUAUGGAAAAUUGGAAUUAUCGCACGAUUUGUUGCGUUCGUUUGUAGUUAGAAAUUGGACAUUCCACAAUAAUAACACGAGAGAAUUGUGGUCACUGUUGAGUCAGGAAGAUCGCAAAACGUUUUGGUACAGCUUUGAAGAAUUUGAUUUUAAAGAAUAUAUUAAAAUUUAUGUUCAAGCAGUGAGAAAAUGUAUACUAGACGAAGAUCAAAGUAACAUAAAAGAAGCUCUGGCCAAGACUCGAAGGUAAGAUUACGCUUCCAGACUAUUUUAUGUUCAAUUCAAUAAUAUUUGUUUGAUAAUUUAUAGAUUAUUCUGGCUGCAUUAUUUGUGUAUCACUCUCCUUCUUUAUUUCGUAUCUCGUUUGUUCUGGAAAUUCAUAAAAUUAUGUAUGUUAUAAUUCGCAAAAAUAUUAGCAUAAACAGUCGGAGGAAUUCAUCGAUGAUUAGAGUCGGCCAUCGAUCCACAGCUAAAUGCAAUCAUAAUUAUAACGAAUACGGGUUACGAGUUACAAUUAUUUAUAGAGUAAAAAUAAAAUCACUAAGAGUUAUUGUUAUAAUCACAGCUUUUCAAAAACAUUUAUUAGUUAUAUAUACGUAUACAAUAUAAAAUAUAUUGGUACAAUGUGCGUAGCUCUAUUAUCAAUAGUACCUACAUUAUAAUAAACGAGAGCGCGUAAAAAUCUGGAAUGUAAAAACCUUAAAUGUACAAAUCUGGAACGUGCAAUUCUUGAAAAUACUAAUCUUGAAUCCAAGGUUUUACGGUUAUCGAAAUUUGUACCGUAUAAACGUGGAAUAAAAAAGUCCGGAACGUACAAAUCUUGCUCUAAUCAUUUUUUUACAGCACUAUUUCAGAAAAGAAAUCUGACUGA